Cottoperca gobio is the source of this 1701-nucleotide messenger RNA. It is a transcript of the gene her8.2, whose product is annotated as hairy-related 8.2. Gene Ontology annotation, molecular function: DNA binding; protein dimerization activity. Gene Ontology annotation, biological process: regulation of DNA-templated transcription. The transcript is spliced from 4 exons. Lineage: Eukaryota; Metazoa; Chordata; Actinopteri; Perciformes; Bovichtidae. Bases 72 to 665 code for a protein of 197 amino acids. The record is from RefSeq and is a predicted model, not a curated record.
CCGAGGGCCCUAGAGACGCGCUGAGAUCCAGAGGAGAGGAGGCACAAGCGCGCAGACACCCGAGAAAAAACAUGACUGCUUCAUCCAUGGCGCACAACGUGGGGAAACAUCCCAGUGCCAAGGAGGAGAGAAAGAUGAGGAAGCCGCUCAUCGAGAGGAAACGACGAGAGAGGAUAAACAAUUGUUUGGAUCAGCUGAAAGAAACUGUGAUCGGAGCGUUCAGACUUGAUCAAUCUAAACUGGAAAAAGCCGACAUUCUGGAGAUGACAGUGAAGCAUCUGCAAAACAUCCAGAGUAGUAAACUCAACGACCCCACAUUAGGCCUGGAGGUCCAGCAGAAAUACAGCACAGGGUACAUCCAGUGCAUGCACGAAGUCCACAACAUGCUCCUCACCUGCGAGUGGAUGGACAAAACGGUGGGCUCCCGCCUGCUCAACCACCUCCUCAAGUCCUUGCCCAGGUCCACGGAUGAGCGCCCCCUCCAGCCCUCACCCAGACACGAUGGCCCUCUCCUGGCCGGACAAGGCACAGGGUUCCCCAGCACACCCCUCAGAGGAGACCCCCUCGCUGGGAGGCCAACCUGCCAUGUGGCUGCUGGACGCCAAGACAGGCCCUCAAUCCACAGCUCCCACCUGGGGAUGCUGGAGAUGUGGAGGCCCUGGUGACCUGGUGGAUUACUUAUGUUGGUUCUCCAUUCUGUUAGACCAUCCUCUGUUAUGUAUCUUAUAGAUAUGCUGCUCAGAAGACAAACGUGGGGCAGUUUUGUUCCGGUGAUUAUUAUUGUAGGUGUGCUAUGAUUCUAUACAGACCUUUUCUCAGUACUUCCCUUUAGAAGUUGACUUCUUGUAGCCUGCAUUAUAGAAGGCUCUUAUUAAUCUUUUAUGUAUUUAUUGUAUUAACAGCUUUAUUUAUUUGAUAUUAUAAGGCAUUAUAAGACUUGGUUUCUUAGACUAUUUGCUUGGUAUUGCAUAGAUGUUUAUGUCUUCCUCCUUUGCUGUAUAAUUAACCCAAACAUUAAUAAGAAUAAAACUUGUAUUGUUUUCAUCUUUAUGAAAGAUCCUGUGUCAUGUACAGUUGUUGUUGUCAAUUGUGUUUUGAAAUCUGCUAUAGUGGCCGUGCAGGACAGGAAAUGAGUCCCACUUGUCAGGUUAUUUACUAAUAUCAUACAAAUAUAGAUAUGAAAUAUAAUCAAAUGAGGAUUAUUUAAGUGUCGUUUGAGCCAGGACUUUUAUCACUGAAGGAUUUGGUAGAGAUGAUCAGACCUGUAAAGAUAUUAGCUGCAUUUAUCAAUAUUUUUACAUACAUUUGAAACCAGAUGUCAUGUAGUGGCUGUGACUGUCACUCACAGUGACAGCUCAUUCUUCAUUAGCUCAUAGUUUUAGUAGCUCCAGCUGCAAAUACUGAACACAUCAGCUGACACACUACCUGCCCUGCAACACAUGUCAGACACACCAGGUUAGCAGGUCAGUUAGUUUAGUUUAGUGAACGUAGGUAUUUCUCACAUGUUGACCAUGUUUAUAUUAACAAUACGACGCUGAGUCCGUGAGCCAACAUUCACAACACCAGGACAUUCUUAUGUUUGGAUAUUUACUAUGAUAUAAUGAAGUGCAGCAGACAUGUUGACUUGUAUUAAAGUGUCUCUGUAAGUCAUGAGCCUGCGUGCACAAUCCCUUCAGCCGUUAUUCAUUCCAUUAUUUCCUC